This is a messenger RNA of Brugia pahangi, 438 nucleotides long. The record is from the annotation of a GenBank genome assembly. NCBI's taxonomy places the organism in Eukaryota, Metazoa, Nematoda, Chromadorea, Rhabditida, Onchocercidae.
AUGCGUUCAACAGAAGUUGUUCAAUUACUAAAACAACAACAACAACAACAACAACAACAGCAACGUCAACAACGACAACAACAACAACAACAACAAAAGCAACAAUAUAAUUCUUGUUUUCCAACAUGUAAAAUACCAGAUAAACGUGAUUUCAUGGAUUCAAAUCCACCACGUACAACUGAUGAUUUCUAUCGUUAUUAUGAUCCAUGGAUUGGUAUUGGAACAGCAAUUAUUCUAGCUUUAUUCUUUAUUCUAAUUGCAUUUAAAACAUUUAUGACAUGGCUUCUACGAAGGAUCACAAUUUGGCGUUAUCAAUAUCAAAAAUAUCGUGGAAAGCAACAAAAAAUGAAUAAUAAUCAUUUGAUUAAUCAUCAUCUUAUCACUGAUACAACAAUUACUACUGAAAUUGUUGAUAAUGGACAUAUUAUUAUUAGCUAA